CGGUUCUUCUCUUUCUUCCUCCUAUAAAUACCUUCUUCUACUCUUUCCUCUCUUCAUCAUUGUGUCUGUACUGUAAUCGCAUUGCGAAUUUGGGAAUUUCUUUCUUUUGUUAGUCUUUGAAGCAGCUCUGCUUCUUCUUGUUUUUCUCAGCUUUUUAGGCGGCACAAGCAGAGGAAGAUGACGGUGGGUGCAGGGAUUACGGUGGCGGAUCGGAAGUUGGUGGUUUUAGGGAAUGCUGUUUUGCAUGAUGUUCAUGAUAAUAUUGAGAUAACACCAGCUGCUGGAGAUGCUUUUGUCAAUGGAGCUUUCAUUGGUGUCCGAUCUGAUCAAAUUGGCAGCCGCAAGGUCUUCCCUGUUGGAAAGCUCGAAGGAUUGCGAUUCAUGUGUGUUUUCCGGUUCAAGUUAUGGUGGAUGACGCAGAGGAUGGGAAAUUGCGGUCAGGAUAUCCCUUUUGAGACUCAAUUUUUGAUUGUGGAAGCACGGGAUGGUUCUCACUUUGACGGGGGAGAUGAGCAAUCUGCAGUAUAUGUUGUCUUCUUGCCAAUUCUUGAGGGAGAUUUCAGGGCUGUUCUUCAAGGAAAUGAGCGAAAUGAAUUGGAGAUUUGUCUAGAAAGCGGAGAUCCUGCUGUUGAGGAAUUUGAAGGUAGUCAUUUAGUUUUUGUAGCUGCUGGAGCAGAUCCUUUUGAUGUCAUCACAAAUGCAGUCAAGACUGUGGAGAGACAUUUGCAGACUUUUUCUCAUCGAGAGAGAAAGAAGAUGCCAGACUUGCUGAAUUGGUUUGGGUGGUGUACAUGGGAUGCUUUUUACACUGAUGUCACUGCAGAGGGUGUGAAGCGAGGAUUAGAAAGCUUAUCUAAAGGUGGAAUUUCUCCUAAGUUUGUUAUAAUUGACGAUGGAUGGCAAUCUGUUGGAAUGGAUCCCACUAGUAUUGAGGCCAAAGCUGAUAACACUGCCAACUUCUCAAACAGAUUAACACAUAUCAAAGAGAAUCACAAAUUCCAGAAAAAUGGCAAAGAGGGUCAGAGAGUAGAGGAUCCUGCUUUGGGACUUCGCCAUAUUGUCACUGAAGUGAAAGAACAUCAUCGUCUCAAGUAUGUUUAUGUGUGGCAUGCAAUAACAGGAUAUUGGGGAGGUGUAAAACCUGGUGUAAAUGAAAUGGAGCACUAUGAAUCCAAGAUGACUUUCCCAAUUUCAUCUCCUGGGGUUCAAUCAAAUGAGCAUUGUGAUUGUUUGCAAAGCAUCACGAAGAAUGGCCUUGGACUUGUGAACCCUGAGAAAGUUUUUAACUUCUACAAUGAACUUCACUCAUAUCUUUCAUCUGCUGGUAUUAAUGGUGUCAAAGUUGAUGUUCAGAAUAUCCUUGAAACUCUUGGGGCAGGCCAUGGUGGAAGAGUGAAACUUGCUAGAAAAUACCAUCAAGCACUUGAGGCAUCAAUUGCUAGAAAUUUCCCAGACAAUGGAAUCAUUUCUUGUAUGAGUCACAACACAGAUGGUUUGUACAGUGCUAAGAGAACAGCUGUUAUAAGGGCAUCAGAUGAUUUCUGGCCAAGAGAUCCAGCAUCACACACAAUUCAUAUUGCAUCAGUUGCUUAUAACACUGUUUUCCUUGGAGAAUUUAUGCAGCCAGACUGGGACAUGUUUCAUAGCUUACAUCCGAUGGCUGAGUAUCAUGGAGCAGCUCGUGCAGUCGGAGGAUGUGCCAUUUACGUUAGUGACAAGCCUGGACAACACGACUUUAAUCUACUGAAGAAGCUUGUAUUACCUGAUGGUUCUAUAUUGAGGGCCAAACUUCCAGGAAGACCCACAAGGGAUUGCUUAUUUUCUGAUCCUGCUCGGGAUGGAAAGAGUCUCCUGAAGAUAUGGAAUCUGAAUGAUUUCAAUGGAGUGUUGGGUGUCUUCAACUGCCAAGGAGCUGGAUGGUGUAAGGUGGGAAAGACAAACCUUAUCCAUGAUGAAAAUCCUUGUACUAUUACUGGUUCCAUUAGAGCUAAAGAUGUUGAUUAUCUACCGAAAGUUGCUGAUCACGGAUGGAAUGGAGAUAGUGUUAUAUAUUCUCAUCUCAGUGGAGAUGUAAUUUAUGUUCCUAAGGAUGUGACACUGCCAAUUACAUUGAAAUCUAGAGAAUAUGAUGUUUUCACAGUGGUUCCCGUAAAGGAAUUAUCCAGUGGGGCUAAAUUUGCCCCCAUAGGUCUACUCAAGAUGUUCAAUUCAGGAGGGGCUAUUAAGGAGUUGAAAUAUGAUUGUGAGACAAGUCCAGCUGUGAAUAUCAAAGCUCGUGGGUGUGGCCUGUUUGGAGCAUAUUCAUCUGCUCGACCGAAGAAGAUAACGGUUGAUUUCAAGGAAGUGGAGUUUGAGUAUGAAGAAGGUUGUGGUUUGAUCACUCUUCAUUUGAGAGUUCCUGAGGAAGAAUUGUACUUCUGGAACAUUGCAAUAGAUGUGUAGAAACUGAAAAGGUAAAUAACUCUCGCGGGAAAUAGAUGGGAAGGACCAAGGGGCAUCUUGUAUUGUCAUAAUUGAAGGGGGGGGAUCAUGCGGACUUCUUUUUCUCUAGUCAGCACGCUUUCUCCUCUUAACAUUGUGAAAUAAUUUUGCAGUCAAUGCCAUUAUAUUCAUUUCUGUAGCAAUUAAAUAAUAAUUAUAUCA
Molecule: messenger RNA, 2643 nt
Organism: Manihot esculenta (cassava)
Lineage: Eukaryota; Viridiplantae; Streptophyta; Magnoliopsida; Malpighiales; Euphorbiaceae
Product: probable galactinol--sucrose galactosyltransferase 1
Exons: 13
Coding region: 178-2442 (754 amino acids)
Source: RefSeq, a predicted model, not a curated record